AUGAACCACCCCAUCCGCUUCGUCUCUCUAGUCGGCAUCAUCGUCGCCCGGUCAGAAUACCCCACGCUAACCAUCCUCACGGUGGACGACAGCAGUGGCGCGAUAAUUGACGUCAUUGUGCUCAAAGCUCCGAUUACAGAUGACAAUGGCGACCAGCCCGUUCGAAGCGACAGAGGAGGGGAUCUGCAGUCUGCAUAUGCCACUAAGCAUGUUGCAGCUACCAAUAAGACAACCGUGGAUACAAAUCCCUUGGUCCCGGGCGUCGUGGUGCAAGUCAAGGGGACGUUAUCGACAUUCCGGGGUACAAUGCAAGUUCAAUUGGAGCGAGUUGCCGUGGUCCAGGACACAAACGCCGAAAUGCGAUUUCUGGAUCAGCGGAGUCGAUAUCUUGUUGAGGUGCUUUCUGUGCCAUGGAGUUUGACGGAAGAGGAUGUUGAAAGAUUGCGCUACGAGGCGGAUGAUGAAGAGGAGAGACUUGAGGAGGAGCAGGAGAGGAUAAAAAGACGACAGCGAAGACGGAUUGAGCGGGAGGAAAAGGACCAGAGGAGAAUUCAGAAGUUAUGGGAGCGGGAAGAGAGACUCAGAGCCAAGGAGGCUUUGUAUAGCCGGGACGCCGGAGCUAAAUUCAUGCGUGACUUCGAAGAAAGAAAGGUAUAG
Aspergillus oryzae RIB40 is the source of this 657-nucleotide messenger RNA. RefSeq names its product OB-fold domain-containing protein. The record is from RefSeq and is a predicted model, not a curated record. NCBI's taxonomy places the organism in Eukaryota, Fungi, Ascomycota, Eurotiomycetes, Eurotiales, Aspergillaceae. Gene Ontology annotation, cellular component: DNA replication factor A complex; site of double-strand break; chromosome, telomeric region. The transcript has a single exon. Gene Ontology annotation, biological process: DNA replication; nucleotide-excision repair; double-strand break repair via homologous recombination. Bases 1 to 657 code for a protein of 218 amino acids.